This is a messenger RNA of Staurois parvus, 396 nucleotides long. Lineage: Eukaryota; Metazoa; Chordata; Amphibia; Anura; Ranidae. The record is from the annotation of a GenBank genome assembly.
GAAAAAACAGCCGAUGACUCUAGUGGUGACCUCUCUGAGUUAAUCAAGAGAAGGUUGGAAAGUGUGGCCAGUACGGGCAGUUCAGCCAGCUCAGGAUUCAUAGAAGAUAAAAGUUAUAGUGAUUCUGAGGAGGAGGAAGAAGACCCUGAAGAAAUGACCAAGAAGCAGCUAACAAUGGAGGAUCUGAUUUGUUACAGUUUUCAGGUGGCAAAGGGCAUGGAGUUCCUGGCAUCAAGAAAAUGUAUUCAUCGAGAUUUGGCAGCAAGGAACAUCCUCCUGUCUGAAAAUAAUGUAGUAAAAAUCUGUGACUUUGGCCUGGCCCGUGACAUAUACAAAGAUCCAGACUACGUGCGUAAAGGAGAUGCUAGGUUACCUCUUAAAUGGAUGGCACCUGAA